This is a messenger RNA of Linum trigynum, 3468 nucleotides long. The record is from the annotation of a GenBank genome assembly. NCBI's taxonomy places the organism in Eukaryota, Viridiplantae, Streptophyta, Magnoliopsida, Malpighiales, Linaceae.
GGCGACCAAUUGAAUUUCGACCACUAUUCGAGCUAGAACCUAACCUAAUGGUGGGGAGUUGGAUCUGCGAGGUAAUGGAGAAGGUGGACGAUGAAAUUCUAGGAAAACUGGGAAUGGUUUUGCGGUCAAUUUGGUACGAGCGGAACAAUCAGCUUUUCAACAACAAGAAAGCGGAGGAAUGUGAGAUUGUGGGCAGGGCAAUGGAGCUUUGGAAGGAAUUCAAUUCACACCACACAAAGCAGCUCAGAAGCGAAGAGGAGAAAACUCAUAACUGGGAACCGCCGCCGGUGGGCUGGAUCAAAAUGAACGUGGACGCCGCGGUCUUGAAAGGGAAAGGAACGGGAUUCGGAGCAGUGGCCCGCAACGAGAAUGGGAACUUCGUGGUGAUGGUGGUACGGAGGGAGUGGAACCAGUGGUCGCCAGAGCUAGCGGAGCUUAAAGCCAUCGAAUUCGGCAUCAGAAUGGCUGGACGGAGUGGAAUUAAUCAGAUGGUGGUGGAAACGGAUUGCCAGACCGCAUUUCUCGCCCUAGAAAACCCAUAGUCAUCAAGAACAGAGAGGGAGGUCAUCAUUCGGUGGAAACAGUUGUAGCCAUGUUUUCAAGUCCCAAUACAAAAUACUGAAGGCCGAGGUGGAGAGGAUAGGGAAGAUUCGGUGGCGUUUGCAAAACGUGAUUGUAAUACUACAGCCCACAGUAUGGCCCAUAUUAAGUGCAAUUGGGAGGCCCAGGAAUGUUGGACAACCAGGCCACCUAUUUUCCUCCUUCCAAUUCUAGAUAAGGAGCUCAUUCCACAUUAAUAAAUAAGCAAAUAUUCCUAUAAAAAAUAAAAAAUAACUAUACCCUUCCUUCGUGACGAGCACGGGGUUUUCACAAUAAGGAGGAGAAGGCUGCAGUUAUAUCCUUUUAUCAUAAUUUAUUCUUAUCUGCGGGAUACAGUUGGCCAAGGUGGUUAGUAACAACAUGAAUGCUUAGUUUAUGGCUACGGUCUCGCAGGAAGAGGUUCGGGCUACUUUUUUAGCAUCGGUACGAUACAAGCACCGGGAUCUGAUGGAUUCACUGCUGCUUUCUACCAACGUUUCUGGCUUGAUGUUGGGCAAUCUGUGAUGGAGGUUGUCUUUUCCUUCUUUCAAACUGGACGCCUACUACACAGUAUCAAUCACAUGUGGCUUGCUCUCAUUCCUAAGGUGCCUAAUGCCGAUUCUAUGCAUCAAAUGCGGCCUAUCAGCCUCUGCCAGGUUCUGUAUAAAAUUAUAGCUAAAAUUCUUGCUUCUCGGAUAAGUCUCAUCCUCCCGAUUAUCAUUAGCCCUUGUCAAAAUGGGUUUAUUAAAGGCCGAUCAAUUACUAAUAAUAUGUUGAUUGCCCAAGAAAUUAUGCAAUUCUUAAAGACCAAGGUGCAGGGAAAGGAAAAAUGGAUGACAUUAAAACUUGAUAUGGAGAAAGCGUACGACAGGGUUGAGUGGAGGUUCCUCAUCUCGGUACUAGAGGCGAUGGGCUUUUCUGAUCGCUCGCUCCGAUGGAUACGAUCGUGUAUCACAACUAUGCAUUUCUCCGUGCUUAUGAAUGGCUUGGAGUAUGGUUAUUUCCGCCCUCAACGCGGUAUCAGGCAAGGAGACCCCCUUUCUCCUUUACUGUUUGCUUUAUACUCGAAAGCUUUUUUUGUUGCCAUUCUGACUAUUGUUAAUGCUUCUGCUAUUCAUGGAUUACGGGUCCAUAGGCUAGCUCCUAUUACUUCCCAUUUCUUUUUUGCGGAUGGCACUUAUUUGUUUCUUCGUACCUAUAUUUCUGAAUGUACUAACCUUAUGCAUUUGUUGAGUGACUAUGAAAUGGUUAGUAGCCAGCAUGUCAAUUUGUAGAAAUCGACAGUCUCACUGAGUCACAAUGUGUCAGAUAUGGAAUUAAAUGCUUUGACUUCUUUUCUGGGGGUCUUUGUGAUGGCCCCAGGUGACAAAUACCUCGGGUUACCCUAUCAAGUCCAGCAAUCUAAGACUCAAACUUUCCAUUUUGUUGAAGAGGUGUUAGCUAAUCGAAUCCGGAAUUGGAAAAUCAAUGCUUUGUCCUUUGCAGGAAAGGAGGUUGUUAUCAUAGCGGUGGGUUCUACUUGGCCGUUUUACGCCAUGUCAUCGUUCCGGCUGCCUUCGUGAACUUGUCAUCGAUGUAACAGCCUCUUUUCUCGAUAUUGGUGCACAGGGCUGGAUAAGGAGAGCGGGAUUCAUUGGCUAUCAUGGACAAUGGCUUGUCAAAGUAAGUUUCAGGGAGCACUCGGAUUCUGUGAUUUUGACCGAUUCAAUGUUGUUUUGCUUGAUAAACAGGCUUGGAAUCUCCUGCGAAAUCCUGAUAGUUGCCUCGCCCGAAUCUACAAAGCUUGUUGGCAUCCACAUAACCACUUUCUCGAAGCUAAGCCGGGCUCUCGACCAUCAUGGACAUGGCAAGGGAUUUUGGAAGGGCGCGACCUACUCAACCGCGGUUUAAGAUGACAUAUUGGAAAUGGCUCUUUGGUACGAGUUCUUGAUGAUCAGUGGUUGCCGACCAUCCCUCCUUCUUCCCCAGUCUUACUGUCGGGUGUCAGUAGUGAUCCUCUUAGGAUUGUUGAUUUAAUUUGCUCUACCCGUCGUUGUUGGAAGCAAUAAGUAUUGGGGAGUCUCUCCCCUUUGCCACGUUCAAGACCAUCUUAGGAAUUUCGUUAGUUGUGUACCCUUCGAAGGAUCAUUUGAUAUGGAAUUACUCCACCUCAGGCUAGUAUACGGUCAAAACAAGUUACCAUAUUUUCACAAAUGAGCUCAACACUCUGGAUCCCUCCUCCUGCAUUGUCGUUCGAUUGGUAGUUCAAGAAAUUCUUAUGGAGCCUCCAUGUGCCGCCAAAGUUGCAGAAUUUUGCGUGGCGGUAUGCUUGCGGCUUUCUACCAAUUCAAACAGUGUUUCGUUGCAAGACGCUCGUUACGUCAUCGAUCUAUCCUGUUUUCUCUACUGCCGAAUAAACUCUCCAACAUUGUUUUAUACAAUGCCUGAUAGCCAGAGGGGUAUGGCAGCUUGCUGGCAAAAGAGACUGUACUUUUAGACAAUCCAGAUUAUGGUAAUGCAUGGAAACUUCUUUUCUUCUCUCUUCUAUUGUCCAAAUUGCAGGUCCGAAAUUCUUUUUCUCUUCUUGAGGAUCUGGGAAGGCAGGUGUCAUUCGGUUCAUGGUGGAAUUCAGUACCUACCGUCGGCUUUACAUCGACAAUUCAAUAUUCAGUUGGAAGAAUGGAGGUCCUCGUCUCAGGACCCAAUUCAUGCACCAUUAACAACUCUCACUCGGACUUAGCAAAGGAAUAAGGCGGCUCAUCAAGCUUCUUCGGGCGUUCUCAACUCUCGCAUGAUAGUGGCUGCUCUGCAUCCCCCUGCUUCUAUCAAGGUAAGCUUCACCGGCUAGGUACAACGUGACCGAGGAGUAGGUGUGGCUUUUGGUUGUCACAAUAAUUCAGACAUGAUAUU